CUGUUUCCCAAUCAAGUGGCCAAUUGUUUGGGGUUUUGCACAUCAAAAUAAGGUCUACUAUACACACUCUUGUACUCGUCAAAUAUCGAAGUCUAAUCCGCAUAUGCUAACAUCAACGGCUGCAUGUGCUUCCAUGGAAAUUUCUCCAAACAACACCGCCGUCUCCUUCAGCUUCUACAAACAUGCGCAACCCUCCCAUCUCUCAGAACAACAAAAUCCCUCCACGCGCUCACCAUCACAACGGGCCCAGUCCCGAACCAACCCAUUUUUCCUUACAACAAUAUCGUUUCUUGUUAUGUUACGCUUGGCGAACUAUUGUUUGCACGUCAGUUGUUUGAUAAAAUGCCCCAGAGAAAUGUAGUCUCAUAUAAUACGAUAAUUAGUGCUUAUAGUAGAUGUGGGGAUGUAGAGGAAGCUUGGAGUUUGUUUUCUGAGAUGAGGGGUGUCGGAUUCAGGCCGACUCAGUUCACGUUCGGUGGGUUAGUAUCGUGUGGGGCACUGGAUCUUCAUCGAGGUGUUCAGCUGCAGGCGUUGGUUUUAAAGAACGGACUGUUUCAUGCUGACGCUUUUGUGGGGACUGCUUUCUUGGGUUUGUUUGGGAGGCACGGUUGCGUGGAAGACGCGGUUCUUUCAUUUGAAGAUAUGCCUUGUAAGAGCUUGGUGACAUGGAAUUCAAUGUUGUCUUUGUUUGGACAUCAUGGGCUUGUUGAAGAUUGUAUUUUUUUGUUCCGUGAGCUCUUGACGGUGGAGACUGCUCUGUCUGAAAGUUCUUUUGUUAGUGUUUUGUCUGGAAUUUCGUGUCAACGAGAUUUGGCGUAUGGGACACAAAUACAUGGUCUACUGACUAAAAAUGGGUUUGAUAAUGAAGUUUCUGUUGUGAAUUCUCUUAUCAAUCUGUAUGUGAAAUGUGCCGGCAUAUGCUCAGCAGAGAAACUCUUUGAGACGGUGACCGAUCUGGAUGUUUCAUCAUGGAAUACAAUUAUUUCUACCGUGGCAAAUAGUGAGAUACCUGGAAAAGCAUUGGAACUCUUUUUGAAAAUGUGCAUGACUGGAGUGUUGCCUAGCCAGCCCGCAUUUGUAAGUGUUAUUAACUCUUGUACGAGUCUGGAGAUUCCAAUGUAUGGAGAAUUCAUUCAUGCUAAAACAUUUAGGAGUGCUUUUGAAUCUGAUGUAUAUGUGGGUAGUGCAUUGGUUGACUUUUAUGCUAAAUGCGAUAAAUUGGUAGAUGCCCAUCACUGUUUCGAUGAGAUAUAUGAGAAGAAUGUGGUUUCUUGGAAUGCUCUGAUUUUGGGUUACUCAAAUAAAUGCUCUUCCACUUCUAUAUUUUUACUCCAAGAUAUGCUGCGAUUGGAUUUCCGACCUAAUGAAUUCUCAUUUUCGGCUGUUCUUAGGUCAUCGCUAGCAUUGGAAGUCCAGCAGCUUCAUGGUUUAAUUAUAAGAAUGGGCUACCUCAGUAAUGAGUAUGUGUCAAGCUAUCUUGUUACCUCAUAUGCCAAAAAUGGUCUCAUAUCUGAUGCCCUGGUCUUUGUCACUGCUUCUUACAAUCCACUCCCUGUUGUCCCCUCUAACAUCAUUGCUGGAAUUUAUAACAGAAGUGGUCAAUACAAUGAAACACUAAAGCUGCUUUCUCUACUUGAAGAACCUGACCUUGUAUCUUGGAACAUUGUGAUUGCAGCUUGUGCUCGCAACAAUGAUUACAAAGAGGUUUUUGAGCUUUUCAAACACAUGCAUAUGUUUCACAUCCAUCCAGAUAAUUACACGUAUGUUAGCCUUUUGAGCGUGUGCGCUAAACUUUGCAACUUUGCUUUAGGAAGUUCCAUCCAUGGUGUAAUGAUCAAAGCAGAUUUCAAUCGCUGUGAUACAUUUGUUUGCAAUGUGUUAAUCAAUAUGUAUGGGAAAUGUGGGAGUGUAGAAAGUUCAGUGAAAAUCUUUGACAAAAUGACGAAUAGAAAUCUCAUCACGUGGACAGCUCUAAUAUCUGCCUUUGGACUUAAUGGUUUUGCUCAUGAGGCAUUAGGAAAGUUCAGAGAAAUGGAGCUGCUGGGGUUUAAGCCUGAUAGGAUAUCUCUGAUUGCAGUGCUUACUUCGUGCAGACAUGGUGGCUUAGUGAGAGAAGGGAUGGAAUUGUUUGGACGAAUGAGGAGUUAUGGAGUUGAACCCGAAAUGGAUCAUUACCAUUGUGUGGUGGACUUGUUGGCUAAGUACGGACAUGUUAGAGAAGCAGAGAAAAUGAUUGCCAGCAUGCCUUUCCAACCUGAUGCCAUUAUAUGGCGUAGUAUCCUUGAAGGCCAUAAGAGACAAGGAAAUGCAGUGGAUCAAGGCAUAAAACAUCCAAAUUCGGAUCAGCCCAGCAAAUACCUUUCUAUGGGAGAUUAGGCAAUGCCACUGUUUAUCCGUGCAGUUCCCUUAUGUAAAGGUCAGACUGAGCUCCACUUAACAAGGAUGGAAGCCAGAGCGGGGAAGGACUCAACGGAUGUUUCCUUUGCCUCCUUGCUCGAUAUUUGGGUGUAUCCUUCUGUACGUUAUACACACUUUGGUGAGAGAUGCUCUACAGGUUUUAUGUUGUCGUGUCUUUUGUAAAUCCAACAGAUUGUGGCCCAUCAAGCAUCCACUUCUCUUUAGUAUGUGGCACCCAGAUCACCUGAGAGCCCGUUUGGUUUUACUUUAUGGAGUUGAACCCAUAUCACAUGUUAACGAGGGGUAGUGAAACCACGAGGCCAUUUUCUUCUUGGGGGUUCUGGUUGUGCUGAGUGGCCAGUUCUUGUUCCGACGGGAUCUCCCUGGCCACUGACUGCUCCAUGGGGAUCACAGUGUCGUUGUACAUGGACGGCAGAGAUCUUUGACCCCUAGUUAUAAGUUAUGGCUUUGCAUCACCACCUGCGGGUGAGCGAUUUGGGGCUGGCAUUGAUCACUAUGAAGUGCAAAGAGAUUCACAGUUUGGAUCUCUCUUGUUUGCCGAAAAAUUACUGUUUGGCAACUAAGAAAGCUUAGGAAAGCAAAGGAAAAGGAAAAAAAAAAAAUCACCUUGAUUAAUUAAGGUUUAAGUAGUUUUCUAUAGAUUAUUAAUUAGUUAUACAUUCAAGUAGUUGAAUUUCAUUUCUUUUACAAAAUUUUUUGCUCAAAAAACAAUUGCAGUUCAUUUUAUAUUUUCUAAAAGGGGUUUUCCAUUUUAUAUUUUUAUUUGUAUUGUAGUUGUUGCCUGUUGGUUGGUUGCUUUCUUUAAUUGCACUCCAUUUUGGGUUCUCUGAGUUUGCUUUGCGUUUGUGGAAUUGAGUCUGUUUGAUUGAUCAAUUUGCAAAGCUGACAAAAUUUGCUGGUUUCAACAGCGGUUGAUAUGUAGGCAGAAAGAUAUGAGAACCAUGUUCUUCUUCGUGUGCUGUGUUUUGUUGUUGUGGGUUGAAAUUCAAUUGGUUCUUUCUGGCU
Corylus avellana is the source of this 3423-nucleotide messenger RNA. RefSeq names its product Pentatricopeptide repeat (PPR) superfamily protein. Gene Ontology annotation, molecular function: RNA binding; protein binding. Gene Ontology annotation, cellular component: intracellular membrane-bounded organelle. The record is from RefSeq and is a predicted model, not a curated record. Lineage: Eukaryota; Viridiplantae; Streptophyta; Magnoliopsida; Fagales; Betulaceae. Gene Ontology annotation, biological process: RNA modification.